CGUUGUUUAAAUUUCCAAGUAUCCUGGCGUCCAGUCACAUCAACAGCCAGCGACAAUGUCUUCUACCGAUAAAUGCAAUUGGUUAACUGCAACGAAAUAAUUACUUGAUUGAAGAAAUUAGUCUUCUCGUGACAUUCGCUUAGUGAUGAACGUAGAUGGCGUCUCACACUGUUCAACAAAUGUUCAAAAUAACGGUCAUGCAUAGCGGGAAAAUUUUGGCGGUAAAUACCCACGCCAGUCAUAUGUUAUCUGUGAUAUCUGAAGUAAUAUUAUCUUUCCUCAAUAUAAAACGCUUGAUUCUUGUGUGUGAGGAGUAUAGUUACGAUUGUUCGUGCGACAACGUCGAUAUUAUUUCUCGAGUUUAAAUUAGAAUAGAGUUGAGUCUCAACGCAGCGGUCGAUUAUAUUUACAGGCAAGGCAGCUCUCAAAGCUUUGAUAAAAAUGUCUAGAUCAACUGAUAAGUUGUACAAGCGUCCCUUCACAGUAUGCAUCGAGGGCAAUAUAGGAAGUGGUAAAACAACAUUUCUAAGUUAUUUUAAGAAAUUUGACAAUGUUACUGUGUUGGAAGAACCAGUUGAACUCUGGCGCGAUGUAUCUGGAACAAAUCUUUUGGAAUUAAUGUAUAAAGAUCCAACUCGCUAUGCUUACUUAUUCCAAUCAUAUGUACAAUUGACCAUGCUUCAAUUACAUACUUGUAUGACACCUUCGCCGUUCAAAAUUAUGGAGAGGUCUGUUUAUAGUGCGAUGUGUUUUGUUGAGAAUCUGAAACGUAAUAAUCUGCUGAGCAAUACUGAAGUCUCUAUCUUAGAAGAAUGGUACAAUUGGAGCAUGAAGAGUGCGAAAAUAGAAACUGACUUGAUAGUAUAUUUGAAAACAACACCAGAGAUUGUAUAUGAAAGAAUGAAGAAGCGAGGACGGAAAGAAGAAAACACAGUAUCAUUAGAAUAUCUAAAGCAAAUUCAUCAACUUCACGAUGAGUGGUUGUAUCAUCAGACACUGAAGCCAGUGCCAGCACCGAUCAUAACCAUAAACGGUGACCGAGAACUCCACGAAAUGGUAGAAGAAUUUGAGAAGUGUAAAAAUCAGAUUUUCAAUAGAAUAGUAAAUGAUAAUGAUGCGAGUAAUAUGAUGAUCACAACAGUACCAACAAAUUGCAUAAUACCUGAAAUUAAAGCUGGAAUGUCAGACUAAAAUGCAAACAGAAAGAUAGAUUCGCCAGAAAGCAAAAUAUAAUUUACAUACAAAUGCGAUACAGAUGAAAAUUCAGUAAAUAUUUUAUAUGAUAUAUAUGUGCACUUAAUUAUUAUACAAAAUUUUAAAUGUUUAAUAUUUGGUUGUGCUUGAUUACAUUUCUCAUUGUUGCAUCACUGUUGUUCCUUAUGUUAAAUUCAUAUAAUAAUAUAUUACUCCCUUGAUUAAAUUAUUUAAAUGUGAAAAGAAAAGAGUUUGACAAUUGACAAUUGGAUAUAUAAAAGAAGUUUAGGAUUUAUUAAAAUGUAAUCAUAAAUAACUAGUACCGUUGUUUUGAAAAUUACAAUUCUAUCAAUGUCAAUAUUAAUAUGCAUUUAAAAAUCAUUUCCACUAAAUGUAGUUUUUCUUUUAAUAAUGACAAGUACAAAGUAAUAUUAGUAUUAGCUAUUUUUGCAUAUUAUCAAUUCGGAGAAAUUACGUGAAUUAAGAAUAAGAGAAAACGAUAAAUUAUCUAAUGCGGAAAAUUAAUGCGAUUCUGUAAAGAACAGAAACAUCGUUAAAAUACUAUAUGUAACUAGACAUCUUUUAUCAUUUGUAAUCUCUUUUGUUUGUGAAACUUGA
Molecule: messenger RNA, 1812 nt
Organism: Harpegnathos saltator (Jerdon's jumping ant)
Lineage: Eukaryota; Metazoa; Arthropoda; Insecta; Hymenoptera; Formicidae
Gene: dnk
Product: deoxynucleoside kinase
Exons: 5
Coding region: 442-1191 (249 amino acids)
Biological process (GO): nucleobase-containing compound metabolic process
Cellular component (GO): cytoplasm; mitochondrion
Molecular function (GO): ATP binding; deoxynucleoside kinase activity
Source: RefSeq, a predicted model, not a curated record